UGCCGCGGCGGGGCCCGGAUGGGCGCCCUGGCCCGCGGCGGCGGCGCCCAUGGACGCUAACCGCCCGGGCGCGUUCGUGCUUAGCAGCGCACCCUUGGCUGCGCUGCACAACAUGGCCGAGAUGAAGACCUCGCUGUUCCCGUACACGCUACAGGGUCCUGCCGGUUUCAAGGCGCCCACGUUGAGCGGUCUAGGGGCACAGUUGCCUCUCGGCACCCCGCACGGCAUCAGCGACAUCCUGGGGCGACCUGUGGGCACGGCGGGCGGUGGCCUCCUGGGUGGCCUGCCCCGCCUCAACGGGCUAGCCUCGUCGGCCGGCGUCUACUUCGGGCCUGCGGCCGCCGUGGCGCGUGGCUACCCCAAGCCGCUGGCCGAGCUGCCGGGGCGCCCGCCUAUCUUCUGGCCUGGCGUGGUGCAGGGCUCGCCGUGGAGGGACCCGCGCCUGGCCGGCCCGGCCCAGGGCACCGGGAUCCUGGACAAGGACGGCAAGAAGAAGCACUCGCGGCCGACGUUCUCAGGCCAGCAGAUCUUCGCGCUGGAGAAGACCUUCGAGCAGACCAAGUACCUGGCGGGCCCGGAGCGGGCCCGGCUUGCCUACUCGCUGGGCAUGACUGAGAGCCAGGUGAAGGUGUGGUUCCAGAACCGGCGAACCAAAUGGCGUAAGAGGCACGCGGCGGAAAUGGCUUCGGCCAAGAAGAAGCAAGAUUCAGACGCCGAGAAGCUGAAGGUGGGCGGCUCCGACGCAGAGGACGACGACGAGUACAACCGGCCCCUGGACCCUAAUUCGGACGACGAGAAAAUCACGCGGCUGCUCAAGAAGCACAAACCCUCGAACUUGGCGCUGGUCAGCCCGUGCGGCGGUGGCGCAGGGGACGCCUUGUGAGGCCUCAGCCAGGCCACAGAACCAGAGUACCGGGCGCUGCCGGAGCCCCGACGCCAGCCGCCGCGCCACAGUGUGUAUAUAUAUUUUUUACAGAAUAAGUUAUAAAGCGG
Messenger RNA from Octodon degus (degu), 993 nucleotides. It is a transcript of the gene Nkx6-2, whose product is annotated as NK6 homeobox 2. The record is from RefSeq and is a predicted model, not a curated record. The coding region runs from base 50 to 883 and encodes 277 amino acids. Gene Ontology annotation, cellular component: nucleus. Gene Ontology annotation, biological process: regulation of transcription by RNA polymerase II; cell differentiation. NCBI's taxonomy places the organism in Eukaryota, Metazoa, Chordata, Mammalia, Rodentia, Octodontidae. Gene Ontology annotation, molecular function: RNA polymerase II cis-regulatory region sequence-specific DNA binding; DNA-binding transcription factor activity, RNA polymerase II-specific. The transcript has 3 exons.